Molecule: messenger RNA, 4189 nt
Organism: Puccinia graminis f. sp. tritici CRL 75-36-700-3
Lineage: Eukaryota; Fungi; Basidiomycota; Pucciniomycetes; Pucciniales; Pucciniaceae
Exons: 15
Coding region: 79-3711 (1210 amino acids)
Biological process (GO): mitotic sister chromatid cohesion
Cellular component (GO): chromosome
Molecular function (GO): double-stranded DNA binding; ATP hydrolysis activity; cohesin loader activity
Source: RefSeq, a predicted model, not a curated record
CUUUCUCCAAACGCUCGACUUCGAAAUUGUUAUGAACCAAAGCAGCUAGAGCGAAUCUCCUGGGGAUACAGUAACAACAUGCACAUCGAAUCAUUGACCAUUCAAGGUUUCAAAUCAUACCGAGAUGCCACUUCAGUCGAGCACUUCUCCCCCGGAGUCAACGUCGUUGUUGGCCGCAAUGGAUCAGGAAAAUCGAAUUUCUUCUCUGCCAUCCGAUUUCUCCUUAACGAUCAAUACGGUUCACUGACCCGGGAAGAUAGACAAAGCCUCUUACACGAGGGCUCAGAUAACAAUUCUACUUUCUCAGCUUUCGUCGAGGCUGUAUUUGAUAACUCAGACCAACGAUUCCCGACUGGAAAGAGUCAAGUUAUCAUCAGGCGAACCAUAGGCUCUAAAAAGGAUGAAUAUUCCCUCGACAAGAAAUCGACCCCCAAGGGCGAGAUCAUGUCUCUCUUGGAAUCCGCAGGCUUCAGUAAAAGUAACCCCUAUUACAUAGUGCCACAAGGACGAAUCACGCAUCUAACCAAUAUCAAGGACGCAGACCGGCUCAACCUCCUCAAAGAAGUUGCUGGAACUCAGGUGUACGAAGAACGUCGUUCGGAAUCUGUCAAAAUAAUGGACGACACAUCGGCUAAAAGGGUUAAAAUCGAUGAAUUAAUGGAAUCAAUCGAAACACGCUUGAACGAACUUGAGGAGGAAAAGAAGGAACUUAAGGAGUAUGAUCAGUUGGACCGCGAAAGAAGAUGUUUACAGUACGGCAUUUACAUGCGAGAAAUGAACGAAAUCAACGAUUCUCUCGAACAUAUCGAGUCAUCACGGCGUAAAGACCUCGAAGAAGCAAAUGGACUACGUGGCCAGUCGGUUGACCGUGAGCGACAGAUCAGCAAUUAUGAAAGUCAACUAGCAACUGCAAGACAAAAAUUGGAGUCUCUCGCACAAGAUAAGCUUCAGCUGGAACAUGAACGGCGUGAAUCGAUUAAAGCUAGGACACAAGUUGAAUGCAUGCUGAAAGACUCAGAAGAUCUGAAGGAGAAGGAUCAGAGUAAAAGAUCGAAGUGGGAGGAUGAAGCCAACCGAAUGAAAAAGGAAAUCGACUCGAAAACUAAGCAGUUAGCAAUUAUCAGACCGCAGCAUGAAGCACAAGAGAAAGAAUACAAUCAAAUUGCAGAACGAUUGAGCGAACUGGAGACCAGUAUUAACUCCUUAUAUGAGAAGCAAGGCCGGUCCCACCAGUUUCGCACUCAAAAAGAGAGAGACCAACACAUACGCGCAGAGCUCAAGAAGCUAAACGAACUCGUUCGAUCGCGCGAAGAAUCAUUACAACAAGUCAUAUCGGACCAACAGCGCGUCAAGGGCAGUCUCGCUGAGAUCGAAUCUCGAACAUCAGCAGUUCGAACAACGAUUGAUGAUCAUAAGCAAUGGGUACACACAAAAACAACCGAACUCUCAAAAAUCAAGGCUGAACAUCAUCAAUUGACCGAGAAACGAAAAUCACUGUGGAAAGAAGAUACUCGAAUCUCUCAGCUGCUACAAAAUGCCACAAACGCCAAGGAGAAAGCAGUGAAAGACUUACGUGUCACAAUGGAUCGUAACUCGUCGCAAGGAUUAGACAUGGUGCAGCUGCUUAUGGCCCGAGGCGAUGUGCCUGGAAUCUACGGCCCGCUCUAUAGCCUUUUUGAGGUUGAUGAAGCCCAUAAAACGGCUGCCGAAGCAACGGCUGGCAAUGCCCUAUUCCACGUUGUGGUCGAUAACGACGGGACCGCCCAACGAGCUCUCGAAAUCCUGGCAAAAGAAAAAAAAGGACGUUGCACUUUUGUUCCCUUGAAUCGACUUAAGCCUAAGAAUGUUCAAUAUCCGUCAGAUAAUGAUGCGAUACCACUGAUACACAAACUGCAUUACGAUCAAAAGUAUCAAUUGGCUUUUGAACAAGUGUUUGCCAAGACCAUCGUGUGUCGCAGUCUCGAGGUUGCCGGUGCCUACAUGCGAUCUCAUAAUCUCAACGGAAUCACCUCAGAUGGCGAUAAAGUGGAUAAGAAGGGUAGCAUUUCUGGCGGUUACCACGAAACCCGUAGGUCAAGGUUAGAAUCUGCCAAAGAGAUCAAAGUCUGGAGUCAGAAGUGCGAUGAAGAAUCCGUGAGGUCUCGAGAAGUGAAAACGUUGAUACGUCAAUUGGAUCAACAAAUUACUCAGCUCAUGGGCCAAAUCAAACAUCUAGAGGGCGAGUUCGAGCGCAAGCAAAAUGAAAGAGCACCCCUUGCAGCUGAACUAUCUUCACUUCAAGAUAACAGUGAGGCUUUGAAGAUCCGACUGCAAAAGUUUGAUCGACUACGGCAAGGUCAAGAAUUCGAUGUUAAAAACUUGACAACUCAGAUCAAUCUUCUUGAAGCAGAGAUGAGCAGUAAAAUGCGGAGUGAACUGAGUGAUGACGAACUCGAGAGACUAAAUUCGGCGACAACUGAGAUGGAUUCCCUCAAAUUGAAGAUGUUGGAUGUCAAUAAGCGCAAAGUGGAGUUAACCAAUCAAAAAAACAUGAUCGAAAUAGAGCUCAAAGAAAGGCUGGGACGUAGGCUAGAAGAAAUCAAUAAGAAAAUUGAAAGGAUUGGCGACGAUUCAACCCUAUCACAACCCAGCUCGAAUGAGCUUGAAUUGGGUCAAAACGAGUUGUCAACCUUAACGCGCUCCAUCGACGAAAGUAACACUCAGUUGACAAACAUUUCCAACGAGAUGGAAGCUCUGACUACCAGUAUCCAACGAAAUGAGUCUAAAAUCGAAAAGCUGCAAGCUGAACAAGCCGAUGAUGCUCGAGAGGCCUCAAAACAAAGCAAGAACGUCGAGCGAUAUUGGUCUAAGAAACUCCUCCUGCAACAGCGGCGCGAUGAAUGUAACAACAACAUCCGAAGCUUGGGGGUUCUCCCAGAAGAAGCAUUUGAAAAGUACAUCAGACACCGUACAGAAAAGUUACUCAGAUCCUUACAAAAAGUCACAGAAUCUCUCAAGAAAUACUCGCAUGUCAACAAAAAGGCCAUUGAACAGUAUCAAAAUUUCACGGACGAGCGUGAUACACUUAUUGGACGGCGUGAAGAGUUGGAGAAAUCGGCGGAAUCGAUUACUGACUUGAUCGAAGUUCUCGAUAGGAGAAAGGAUGAAGCGAUCGAACGAACCUUCAAACAAGUGUCGAAAAACUUCUCGGAGGUCUUUGAGAAAUUAGUCCCCCUCGGUCGAGGUAGGUUGAUUAUGCAGAAGCGAUUAAAUGAUGAACAACGUGACGAAGACAGCAGUGAAGAUGACGGUGAUCAGCAAGCCGGAUUGAUAAGUCAAUACACUGGUGUCUCCAUAAAGGUAUCAUUCAAUUCUAAAUCCGAUGAGGGAUUACGGAUCCAACAGCUUUCGGGCGGGCAAAAGUCAUUGGUAGCAUUGGCCACGAUCUUUGCCAUCCAGAAGUGUGAUCCAGCGCCGUUUUACUUGUUUGAUGAAAUUGAUGCGAACUUGGACCCAGACAGGCGAACGUCUGUCGCAGCUAUGAUCGGCGAGCUAGGCAAAGAAGCUCAGAUGAUCUGCACGACUUUCCGGCCGGAGAUGUUGGAACAUGCCGAUCAGUUCUGGGGUGUUAUUUUCAACCAACGCAAGAUCAGUACCAUCAAGCAAAUCGAAAAAACACAUGCCAAGCAAUUCGUCGAGUCAAAUGAACGCGCUCCUCCUACGGUCACUUGAGCCAGCGGUUUGUCUUCGUUGCGGAUAUCCCAUCCAUCCCAAUUUUGCUCUAAUAAUCACUACCAACCCGUCCAAUCUCAUUGUCGGCGACUCCGGCGUCGUUUUGGAUUACUUAUAGUAUACCAUGCUUUGACCAUCAAUUUCCUUUUGUUCAGUGUUGUAGAUCUUAUCCAUGCUGGUCCUGUAGCCCAAAACGUAAGCAACGAUGUCAAUCCAAGCUGCAGUUUAGUUGGCAGAGUAUUCCAUUCCAUUGUAAACUUAGAAUCGCAUUAUCAAUUCCCUCUCAAUUCCCAAUAGUGGGGUCUACAGACUGGAAUAAAACCGUAUCCUGUUGCUCGUUGAUCUGGCAGCAGCCACCAUAUUCUCUUCCCGAAAUUUGUGGUGGCUACAUAAGUAUGUCUUACAAUCAACACAAACUACUUUGAUUCAGCUAAAAGAGCCUGCACCACACACCAUGUGCAACCUUGCCCAAACCUCG